AUGGAUACGACAUCUCCACACUAUCCACAGACCGACGACUCCCAUCUCCAUGCUCUGAAUACUGUUCCUACACCCCGAUCCAAUAGAGUCCUGUCGUCUCCGCCGCAUGAUGUUGUCCGUCUGAUACAAUGUUUCCAUUGUUCACAACCGCUGCGUGCACCACUACGGCUUCCAUGCGGGAACGCCGUGUGUCGGGCUUGUUUGCCGCCGAUUCACAGGCGAACUGGAAUCACUUACCCAGCUAAUGAGGACCGAAAGCAAGGCUUUACCUGCCUCUGGGAAGGGAUCGAUGAGAACUGCGCCGGAGAACAUUGUGUGGCAGAUUGCGGGGGUGAUAUUUUGUUAGCCCGUCUGGUGGACGUGUUCGAGGAGGUUCUUGGAGCCAGCUCCACUACGGUGCAGGGUGGGUUCCGAGUUAUAUGGCACAGCAUUGAAAGGGACACGGGGAAAUGGAUCGAGAAAAGCAGUACAUGUCAAGGACGUGGGUUACUCGAAGGCAUCUACGAUUUGGCCAAACGGGGUCUCUUCGAUUACGACGCGUCUGAAGUCAAAUAUGAAUUGGAUGGCCAUGUCAAACAGGACGAUGGAGUUUUAAGCAAACUGAUGGACGCUAUGCAGAGUGAGCUGGAUUGCCAUGUCUGCUACUCGCCGAUCGUGGAUCCGCUGACAACAUCUUGCGGCCACACGUUCUGUCGUGGGUGUGUCAUAAUGAUCAUGAACCACUCCGAUCUGUGUCCCGUAUGCCGGCGCAAACUGAAUGUGGAUUCAACGGUGCACGUGGAACCAAGUAAUCAACGAAUAGCUGGACUUCUGGAGACCUUAUUCCCGGAGCAGACUGCUUCGCGUCGAGAGGCUGUAGCGCAGGAAGGGGCCGAUACGGAUAAUGAUGAGACAAAACUCCCACUAUUUGUGAGCUCGCUUUCCCUUCCGACGGUCCCAACAUUCUUGCAUAUUUUUGAACCCCGAUAUCGCCUCAUGAUGCGAAGGGUUAUGCGGAGCAGAAACCACCAAUUCGGCAUGAUCAUACCCAACCGCGGUGGUCGGUCUCAGGGGGUGUUGGGGAGAUCCCGGUUCAUGCAGUAUGGCACCGUUGUGGUUGUUGAACGCUAUGAGCCGCUUCCCGAUGGACGAAGCCUUGUGAUUGUCACUGGACAGUCUCGCUUCAAGGUGCUCGGCUCGGAAUUCGUAGAUGGGUAUCAUAUCGGUCGAAUACAGCGCGUCAACGACAUGUCUAUCACAGAAGAGGAGAGGCAAGAGUCCAUGGAGACGUCGGCCCUUUCAGGGUUCAAUGAAACAAAUUCAUCGGACAAAGAAAAAGCUCUAGACGCCAUGUCCACACAGGAGCUCUUUGACGUGGGUCAGAAUUUUGUACGGCAGCAGCACAGUCAGGGAGCGGCAUGGCUCCAGCCGCGUGUUUUGCUGGCCUACGGGGGCAUACCCGACGAUGCUGCCCGGUUUCCAUGGUGGUUCGCUAGCGUCCUGCCAAUUUGGGAGGAGGAAAAAUAUGAGCUCUUGCCGACAACCAGCCAGCGCAUGCGUGGCCAUGAGCCCAAAACGUAUAUCUCGCAGUCCGUCGUGGUAGGAGCUUUUCUAGCCAUCCUCAUGGUACAAGUAGCUACCAACGCUGGUCAAGUCUUGCGAACAAGAUGGCGGGAAAGGCAGAGCCAGCAAAGAGUCGAAAGAGAGCAAGAAUCACCUCAACCCACUAGCGAGUCUCCAGACGAGGCGGGUCUAAAUGAAGAACCUGCCCGAGAUGCGGGGUGA
This is a messenger RNA of Aspergillus tanneri, 1764 nucleotides long. RefSeq names its product putative ATP-dependent protease (CrgA). The record is from RefSeq and is a predicted model, not a curated record. The transcript has 2 exons. Bases 1 to 1764 code for a protein of 587 amino acids. NCBI's taxonomy places the organism in Eukaryota, Fungi, Ascomycota, Eurotiomycetes, Eurotiales, Aspergillaceae.